Molecule: messenger RNA, 1005 nt
Organism: Arachis duranensis
Lineage: Eukaryota; Viridiplantae; Streptophyta; Magnoliopsida; Fabales; Fabaceae
Exons: 2
Coding region: 21-743 (240 amino acids)
Source: RefSeq, a predicted model, not a curated record
UACAGUUAGAUGUGGAUGGGAUGGCAUCAGCAUCAUUAUCAUCAUCUUGUAUGCCAAACACUCUGCCAUUCCAAGGGUGGAAAACAAGAACUCCCCAUUGCUUAUUCGGUUGGAAGAAGAAGGGUGCUGAUGAUGACAAACCUCAAAUUAAAUAUCAUGAUAUUGAUCUCACUUUUCCAAUUUCUUUGGUAGCUAGUACAUUCCUUAACGGGAAGGAACUCAAAUGCUGCUAUAGGGCAACAAUUGACGGAUUUAGUGCAACAAAUUUCCAUGAGUGCUGUGAUUUCAAGGGACCCUGUGUCAUAAUUGGCUACACAAACAAGUCCUUCAAGUUUGGUGGAUUCAACCCUGAGGGCUAUAGAAGCACAGAUGACUACUAUGACACCUUUGAUCCCUUCUUGUUCUAUUGGGCCGACAACAACAACAAUGGGCCUAAGGUUGAGCCCAUUAUCUUACCCAAAAUUGGUGGAAGUGGUGCAGCUCUAUUUGAUUACGCUCGUGGAGGGCCGCAAUUUGGGGCCGAUGGACUCCUAAUUGGGCCUCCACUGGCACCAGUUAUGGGGGGCUUUGCUGGGCCUGAUACUAAUUCAGGGGUUGGUGAUUUGAGGCAAGCUAAGUCAAGAUUGGGAUUGUCUUAUGCAAAGAGGAAAGAUGGGAAGGAGUCUCUUUUUGGUGAUGAGUCCAGGGCUAUCAUUCAAGAAGUGCAAGUUUUUUGCAAUCCCAAAAUUGCAAGCCUAUACUAAUUUACUUACAAUUCAUAAGGGGUGGGGAAUGGUGGCUGACGCACUGUACAAGUGGCAAAACUGUUUGCCAUAGCUGGGUUGUGGUAGAGAAGAACUUUUAGUGUGAAAAUAGAUGAGUGUGUGUGUGAAAAAAAAAACCCGGUUGGGAAAUAGAAUAUUUUACUAGAAAGAUGGUAGACAAUUUAAGUCCUUUGAGCUUGUUAAAACAAUGAUGUAUCUAUAUACAUAGUAAUUUUUAUGUGAAUAAAUAAUUUUGUGAUCA